Pyrenophora tritici-repentis Pt-1C-BFP is the source of this 588-nucleotide messenger RNA. RefSeq lists its product as uncharacterized. Lineage: Eukaryota; Fungi; Ascomycota; Dothideomycetes; Pleosporales; Pleosporaceae. The record is from RefSeq and is a predicted model, not a curated record.
AUGUCCGUCCUCAACAGCAUCAACAAUGGUGGCGCGGGCGAUUUGGCAGUACAGACUGCGAGGCUCGACAUCUCCGGCGUGUCGUGGCUCGAGAACCCAACCAAGGUUGACCAAGUCAAGUCCCUCAAGGAGAUCAGCCUGGGAAGCUGUCGUCUUCUCUACGGAAGUGAGCGUUUCAAGUUCUACGACCUUGUAAUCGUAGAGGACGAAGCCACAAAGACAUUCGUGGCCAUCCUUACCUGCAACCAAGAAAGCGAGACCAAGUUCCUGCGCACAGAGACAAGCACCUGCCCCGUCCAGGCUAUUCGAGCCCUCGUCCACGGACUCCAAAAGGACACGGCCAAGUUGUUCACCAAGUACAGUGUCGGCGCCCAGAUCCGUGGUCAGCAAGGCUACACGAGCUUGACUACUGGUGAGUUCAAGUUGUGGUCCCAACCUUAUGAUGCGCGCCAGCCUGGUCCGAACGAUGAUACCCAGGGUCUCAUGAGCAGAGCCCCGAUUGGUCCCCGUGGUGACUACUACAACGGACGCAAGCGUACGAGGGCGGCUGAGCCGAUUAGGGAGGACACGCCUGAGCUCAACUACUAG